GGAAUGUCUGGUUGCGAAGGUAGUGGCAGUUGUGGUGUGCUGCUGGAAGAAGCAAGUGUUUUCACUGGGCUUGUUUGCUGCUAGUUUAGUAGCAACAUUUUUGCCCAUACAUCUGUUAAGUUUGGCGCCUAACUAACAGGCGUGUUACUCUCUCGCUUAAUAAUUAUGCUCUCCGCAUGUUAAUAUUGCAAACUAGCUUGCGAGGUGAACGUAACCUUGUCUGAAAAGCAUCUUUGAAUAUAAUUGGAACAUACGAUGCCAUCCCCGAUGGAGGGAUUCAGAGAAGGUGACCUCUUUACUUCUGUGAAACAUGAGCUGAAAAAUGCCAACCUGACGGGCCACGUAGAGAGAGUGGGCAUUGAAAUUGAGCUGUUGAAGGUGCUUGGCACAGGAGCAUAUGGCAAGGUGUUCCUGGUGAGGAAAGUGAGUGGCCAUGAUGCAGGGAAGCUGUAUGCCAUGAAGGUUUUGAAGACCACAAUUGUACAAAAGGCAAAGACUGCUGAACACACACGCACGGAGCGGCAGGUGCUCGAACACAUCCGCCAGUCUCCGUUCCUUGUCACACUUCACUAUGCCUUCCAGACGGAUACCAAGCUGCACCUCAUUCUUGAUUAUGUAAUGGUGGAGAGCUCUUCACAACAUUUGGUGCAAAGGGUGCGAUUUAAGGAACAAGAAGUUGCCCUGUACAGUGGAGAGAUUGUGUCAGCGCUGGAACAUCUACAUGAGCUUGGCAUUGUCUACCGGGACCUAAAACUUGAGAAUAUUCUGCUGGAUUCAAGUGGACAUAUAGUUCUCACAGACUUUGGCCUCAGUAAGGAAUUUGAUCAGGUACAAUGGAAAAGAGCGUUUUCUGUCUGUGGCACCAUUGAAUAUAUGGCUCCAGAAAUAGUGGAAGGUGGAGAGUCUGGACAUGACAAGGCGGUGGACUGGUGGAGUCUCGGCGUUUUGAUGUACGAGCUUCUGACUGGCGGAUCCCCCUUCACCGUGGAUGGAGAUGAGAACUCGCACACAGACAUCGCCAAGAGGAUUUCAAAAAAGGAUCCUCCUUUCCCCAAAGAUAUGGGACCUCUGGCCAAAGACCUCAUCCAGCGACUCCUCAUCAAAGACCCCAAAAAGAGAUUGGGCUCAGGCCCUAAAGGAGCGGAGAAUGUAAAAAAACACCCAUUUUACCAGAAAAUUAACUGGGAGGACUUGGCAGCUAAGAAGGUUCCCGCCCCGUUCAAGCCAGUGAUUCGGGACGAGCUGGACGUCAGCAACUUUGCCGAAGAGUUCACGGAGAUGGACCCCACCUACUCUCCUGCAGCUCUGCCUCAGAACUGCGAUCGCAUCUUCCAGGGCUACUCCUUCAUGGCCCCCUCCAUCCUGUUUAAGAGGAAUGUGGUGAUGGACGACCAUCUCCAGCUGUGUGGGGGCUCCGAGAGGCCCCGCUCUGCCGCGGUGGCCCGCAGCGCCAUGAUGAAGGACUCUCCUUUCUACAUGAACUAUGAGAUGGACCUGAAGGACAGCGCUUUGGGAGAGGGAAGCUUCUCCAUCUGCAGGCGGUGCACACACAAGAAGACCGGACAGAAAUACGCAGUCAAGAUUGUCAGCAAGAGGAUGGAGGCGCAGACUCAGCGGGAAAUAGCAGCCCUGAAGCUCUGCGACGGCCACCCUAACAUAGUCAAGCUACAUGAAAUCUACCACGACCAGCUCCACACGUUCCUGGUUCUGGAGCUGCUGGGUGGAGGCGAGCUGCUGGAGAGGAUCCGCAGGAAGCAACACUUCAGCGAGACAGAGGCGAGCCGCAUCAUGAGGAAACUGGUGUCUGCCGUCAGUCACAUGCACGACGUAGGAGUGGUGCACAGGGACCUCAAACCGGAGAACCUGCUCUUCACAGACGAGAGUGAGAACUCCGAGAUAAAAAUCAUAGACUUUGGUUUCGCUCGCCUCAAACCGCCAGACAAUCAGCUCCUGAAGACGCCCUGCUUCACCCUGCACUACGCCGCGCCUGAGAUCCUCAAGUACGACGGCUACGACGAGUCAUGUGACCUGUGGAGUCUGGGGGUCAUUCUGUACACCAUGCUGUCCGGCCAGGUGCCUUUCCAGUGUCAGGAGAAGAGCCUGACCCACACCAGUGCUGAGGAGAUCAUGAAGAAAAUCAAACUGGGAGACUUCUCCUUCGAAGGCGAGGCCUGGAGGAAUGUGUCCCAGCAGGCCAAGGACCUAAUCCAAGAGCUGCUGACGGUGGACCCAAACAAGAGGAUUAAGAUGUGCGGCCUGCGCUACAACGCCUGGCUGCAGGACGACAGCCAGCUGUCCUCAAACCCUCUCAUGACCCCCGACAUCCUCGGCUCCUCCACUGCCUCCGUCCACACCUACGUCAAAGCUACCUUCCAUGCAUUUAACAAAUGUAAGCGUGAAGGUUUCCGCCUGCAGACGGUGGACAAAGCGCCGCUAGCCAAGAGGAGGAAGAUGAAGAAGACCAGUACCAGCACGGAGACCCGCAGCAGCUCCAGUGAGAGCACGCAAUCCUCGUCCUCCUCCUCCCAGUCUCUGGAGAAGAGUUUUCCAGAGGGCAGCUCCAAGCCGCAGCCCUGCAGCAGCACCCCCCUCACCACGCCCGCCGACGACACCCCCGCGGCCCUGGGGACGGACUCUGAGCACCAAGCAGAGCAUCCAGCCUUCCACUUCUCAGAGGGACAGUGAGACAGGAACAGUUGAGAUUCAGACGGUUUCAGGACCUGCAGGAUGGCUCGGACCAGCUCCUUUAUCUUUCUCUCCGUCCCUGGCAGCCCUCCGAUUGCAUGGACGUCCACACGUCUCCACACCAAGCAUGCAGCAGGAGCAGCGACCCUCUCCUCAGUCUCAAUCAAUCAUCACUAGCAAUAGCCUCUUUUCUCUCACGUUGACUGUGUCGAUCAGGGACCGGACCAGGAAGAGGUCGCCACCAGGGUCCAAAAUGUCAAACACUGCCCUACUGCCCCAGGUCCAGACAGACGAUAGAAAGUCCGCAAGCUCGCUCUCCGUCCGCUCCAUUCACCCGUGUCUGUCCUCGCCUCCUGAGGUUUUUAAAGGGAAAGUCGUCGUGUUUACACCACGGAUGCUUCGUGUUUAUGUUUUGUCUAAAGGGAGAGAAGAAACGCAGCGUAGAGAAACGUCCACGUUCACUUCUCUGAUCCGGGAAGUCUGCAACGCGAAGCAGAGUAUUUAUAUGUGAAUUUUACAGACUGAGAUUUAUUUAUGAUAAGCUAUAUUGCUAACUUAUUCAUGGUUCAGACCUGAUCUGAAAAGAAAUAAGGGAUACAGUGAGUCCUUUAACGUGUGUGUGUGUGUGUGUGUGUUUUAUCAGCUCAAAAGACUGUUUCUAUGUGGUCAGAUGGUUGUUCAUUCAUCUAUGUAGUCGUCAUUAAUGCUUCGAGUAGGUUACUGAGACACAGCUAAGUAGACAUUGUAAGACUAUUAUGGGAAAGAAAAGACGGCUAUGAGAAAGUUAUGCAAGUUCUUUGGACUGCAGUUGUGUCAAAGUAGAUUUAAAAAAAAGUAAUGUCCUUGUUCAUAAGGACUAAAGAAGCAAACCAUUUUUAAUAGGAACAACCAAAUGUGGAUGUAGUUUGUUCAGCCAAAUGUCUUUUAUUGUUGUAUGAGGGAGUGCAGCCGCCUGAGGGAAGGUCACCCUACAUGGAGAGCUAUUUUAGACAGAUGUUUGCCUCUGAUGUUGGAGUGUGACUACGUCCAGACUCAGCAGUGCUGUUGUUCCACACGGUCUGAUCCUCAAGGCAGUAUUUAGCCCGGCACUGGAUGUGCUUCUUAUAACUACAACCAAUUGGAUUGAGCAGAACAUCCCAAUUGGAAAGUUCUGAUCAGCUUAGUGCGAGGUGAAGGAGUCGAGGCGGUUGUGGUGAUGCCAAAUGUGCAGCAUCAAGUGGCUUCUUUGUCAGAUAAAAAAAAAGAUCACAUUAUUGGAGAAUGAAAGGGUUUAUGUGCCAAAAAAGGCUGGUGGUACAUUCUGACUUUUAAUGCAAUCUAGUGCAAACGUUGCCCAUUGUGUCGUUCCCCAAAGUCUUAAAACUUCUACAAACGAUCUUCCCUUUAUGAAAAACAUCAAGUCCCCCGCCCCUUGCUCUAUUUACCAUGUUGUACUGCAUGACUGAAACGGUGAUCUUUGCACUAUGUGACAGCUCUCACUUUGAGGCAGAUAUCUGGUUAGUAUGAAAUCCCCCGUGCAUGAUGUAAACUGAAACAUCAACCUCUUCCUUCUCUUUCUUUAAUGGGCUUUUUCGGGCAGAUUCUCACUUGAUUUAAUGUGAGUUUGUUUACUUGCACAUUUGAAUAUGCCCACAUGUAUGGGGGAGUUUGACUGUUUUCCUGGUGUUUGGAUGAAAACACCAAGAACCCUUUUUACAAUAGCCUGAAUAUUUUAAUGUCCCGAUGUUACAACUCUGGUGUAAACCAGGAGAGCUCGGCGAGUGAACGCCACGCUCUGGUAAAUGUUUUUUGAAAAAGUAUGUGUUAGUCUGUUUUCAAGGUAAUAGUUGAAAUACUGUAUUCUGUUCAUGUCCUGGGUCUCUGUGUUCAGUAUGUGAAGCUGCCUCAAACAGCUUCUCGUGCUCAACGAGGACGCAGUGGGACUACUGUGUGCAUUCACACACUCCCUCAUCUUCUUCCAUUUGAAUGCACUCUGAAUCCGAACCAAAGCAUUAACUUCAAGGUAGCUGCUCUAAGCUGCAUGAGAAAUAUCCUUUCAUGCAUAUAUGCAAAGAAAUGCUUCUUAUAUUUAUGUCACAGUUUCUGUUUGUCUGACUGUUGACAAAAGCUCCAUCUCUGAAACUUUUUACGUGUUUCAUCAGAGAUCCUUUAUAGGACCUAAAAAGACCACAUCCAGCACAUUAUCAUGCUUUAAAACUAUGCAUCUUUUUUCACUGUUGUGUUGCUUUGCCAUUUCAAACUCACUUCUCAAUGUACUUUUACCCUCAUCAGCCACAGUGGAAAUAGCAGAGUUGUAUCCGCGGCCGGUACAACAAGCUGGCAUCCUUGAAGCUGAACGCUACGAAGCUCUUGUCUUACUUAGUUCGCAUGAGUUCCCUGUUGCUGCCUCAUUAAGCCUCUUUUCCUUUGUUUGGGUGUAUUAAUAGCUCAAGUGGAGGCAGAGGAAAAGUGUCCUAUAUGGAGCUCCCCUCUGGGAGCCAGGCUCUAUUAGCUGAAGCAGUGCUGUUUGUUCCAAAGAUAUGCCGUGCUCCACACGCUGUGGGACCAGCGCUCUCUUUUUGUAGGGAAAAGAACCGUGUAUCACAGGAACGGCUUGGUUUAGUACCAACGUCUCCCGGGGCAGAUUUUUAAAACUAGGUUUCCCCUCUUUGAUGAACAACUCGUUCAGCGUGCCUCUGUGAAGCAGAGCCGAGGGAGGGGGGCCGGUCUGAUUGGACGUCCUGUUGUCUUUGAUGCACUUUUGUUUAUUGGUUCCCUGGAAAUUGACUGAAAGCUACUUUUCCUGAGCACAGUGCUUCCUCUUUUUUUAGCUUUUCUUGGAGUUAAAUCCUGAACCAAACCUUUGUAGCGCUUUGCAACAUGAAUUAGAGGGCUGGUACUUUGAAGUGUUUUGUAUAAAGCCGUGACUGCUGUUGUGCAUUUUAGAGUCGAAGGAUUGGACGGUUCCUGUGAGCGUCUGUCAGUGGAGUUGUGUCGUGAUUAAGAGACCAAUGUGUGUGCCAAAGCUGAAAGUCUCAUCUUGGAGAACACGGCUUUGUGCUUUUUUGUGUGCAUGUUUUUCCUGUAAAAGUGGUCAUUUUUAGACGGAUGCUAAGACAUUGUGGCUCUUUUUUGUCCGUUUUUACUAUGGAAUCUGUCCGUGGUGCUGAAGUGACCAAACCUCUGCUGGAGCUGCAGAAAUGACCCGUCGUAAUAUGACCAUUCAAAGCAGUGGUUUCCAACAUGGAGACCCCAAGCAUUAAAUGUACAUUUAUGUCAAAACACAUUUAUUAAGACUUUCUUACAGGGAAGAUCCACUCGUUGUACACAUAUACAUCUCUUAACAUGUCCUAGAGAGAAUUUGGAAAACACAUUGUUUAAAGCCUGUUAUGGAAAAAGUCAUGUCACUUUUUUUGGUUUGGACUGAUGACUGAAGUUUAAACAUCUGGCACCAAAGAUCUGGAGGUGUAGAGUUACAAUGAGCUUUCCAGAUAAGACACAAUGUUCACAUUUCGGUCAAUAGUGUUUAAUAACAUCUAAGUUAACUUUUAAAAGGUUGGGAAACACUGCUUUGAAGGGUCAGCUUCACUCAAAUGACAGUUUUUAUAGGAUUUGUUGUGUGAAACAAAGCAAUUGUUAUGAAUAUGUCCACACUACGAGGUGUGGAUUAUACACAUUACAUCUGAAAAUAAAAUAUUUAGUUUUUAUUUUAAAUUGUUCAGUGCUGAGAGCAUCCCAAACAUAGAAAUAUCACAACCAUUGUCAUAUAAAACAUAAGCUAUAGCACUUGUACUAUAAAAUACUGGAUGUAUUUAUGGAAUUUGGGUGAACUGACCCUUAAAUGAUCCAUUUUUGGGAGAAGAUGUUUUACUGUCAGAUGAGAGAACUGUCAGCUCGACAUUUGGACGUGUGUUUUUGAAUUCAUUGAGUUGACUCGGUGCUCUAAUGUUGACUGAGAUUAUUGAAAAGUAUUCAGUUUGUUUCAAUGAGGGAAACACAAUUGUUAGAGAUGUCAUUCAGGGCCUGUGCCAACCUGCCACUUUAGGCAUCAUCAUCAUCAUCCUCCUCUUCAUCACCAUCAUGCAUGCGCUGCUGCUCAGUUCCUGUCCAUAUUUCUCACGUUUCAUCUCUUCUUGUCAUAUCGUUACUGAGCGUGUCAAAAAGUACUGUAGCAGUGAUUCCCUUUGGUCGAUAUUGAAAUGUUUCCAAACACGCAAUCAAGCUUUAAAGGCAAAACUUUGCACUUGUAUGUUAUUUUUUUUUUUUUUAUCAUGCAAUUAAUUAUUACUAUGAUUCUUUUGUUGUUUUAAAAAAAAGAAAGAGAGAAAAUGUCCUCUUUGAUUUUGUGCAGGUAAAAAAAGCGUUAACUUAUUCAUCCGUCUGUUUCUGCUCCUACAUUUCUGAGAUGAUACUUUGACAUGAACCUCAACACCGAAUAGUACUUUUACUGCAGUGAAUACACACCGUGUGCAUAUCUGCUUUUUUAGGGCACUGUGAACAUCAUCCAGGUCUCUGGCACACCAUCGAUGAGGAAAGAAACCUUGAUUUGCUUCAAUAAAGGCUUUACUUAGUGGCUGAAUAUGUACAUUUAAUAACCUGAAACCAGUCAUGGAGGGUCUUUCAAUGGACUCUUGCUUCAUUGUAUUUUUAAAGUGUAUUACUGGAGAUAUUUUCGAAUACCAAGACGUGUGUGUGUACUAGACUUAAAGGUGGGGUAUGUAAUUUAUUUCAGAAACACUUUUUGUUAUAUUCCAUGGAAUGCUCUUAACAUCCCGAUAGCAAUGAAUAUCUUAAGUGCUUUGACAAUAAAUACAU
This is a messenger RNA of Trematomus bernacchii (emerald rockcod), 7479 nucleotides long. It is a transcript of the gene rps6ka5, whose product is annotated as ribosomal protein S6 kinase, polypeptide 5. Gene Ontology annotation, biological process: regulation of DNA-templated transcription; intracellular signal transduction; protein phosphorylation. NCBI's taxonomy places the organism in Eukaryota, Metazoa, Chordata, Actinopteri, Perciformes, Nototheniidae. Gene Ontology annotation, molecular function: protein serine/threonine kinase activity; magnesium ion binding; ATP binding. The record is from RefSeq and is a predicted model, not a curated record.